UGCUGACUUGGCUUAAUCCUCAAAAGAAUCUUAUAUUUUGUCUGCCGUGUGGCGACUUCUUAUUCUUCUUCUUCAUCUUCCUUCUUCUCUUCUUCCAAGCUUUUGCUUCUUCUUAAACAUACUUUUUCAUAAACCACCAUCUGCUUUAUCUUUCCUCAACUCCAGGAUCUCUUCUUCUGACGAAGUCUUCAUUUUUUAUGUUCACACGAUAAAUUCAAAGAGAACAAAAGGAACCAACUUUCGAAAUUCGAUUACUUGGACAAGAACUUGGAUGCCAAGGGAAAAUCUAAAGUUAAAUCUCUUUCAAUGUCUAAGAACAUGUUACUCUGUUUAGAUUCUACUCAAUUAUGGAAAAAGGCUUUAACUUUGCAGAUCAAACUGUUUGUUUUAAUGCCCUCUGCAGUGGAGAAACGUAGGUGGUAUAGUCUCUUCACGACAAUGAAGUGUUUCUUCUUCUCUGGAGGGGACAAGAGAGACGAACACAAGACCCCUAAUGUCUCUUUAACCUACAACUUCUCCGACCGCGACAUUAACCGAAGCGGGUCGGAGUUCAACUCCCGAGACGUCUCCGGCACGAGCACGGAGUCGUCCAUGGGGAGGAAGAACUCGUACCCUCCCGCGAUGUCUACCAGAGCAAGCAAUCUCAGAGAGUUCAGCAUCACUGAUCUCAAGGCUGCGACAAAGAACUUCAGCCGCUCUGUUAUGAUCGGAGAAGGCGGUUUCGGUUGUGUCUACAAGGGAACAGUGAGGAGCUUAGAAGACCCGUCGAUCAAAAUCGAAGUUGCUGUUAAGCAGCUCGGUAAGAGAGGGUUGCAAGGGCAUAAGGAAUGGGUUACGGAAGUGAACUUUCUCGGCGUGGUCGAGCAUACGAACUUGGUGAAGCUGCUUGGUUACUGUGCGGAAGAUGAUGAGCGUGGGAUUCAACGGCUUUUGGUUUAUGAGUACAUGCCGAACCAAAGCGUUGAGUUCCACUUGUCUCCUAGGUCGCUCACCAUCCUUACUUGGGAUCUCAGGUUGAGAAUUGCUCAAGAUGCGGCUCGUGGUUUAACGUACCUUCACGAGCAAAUGGAGUUUCAGAUAAUAUUCAGAGAUUUUAAGUCCUCGAACAUUCUUUUAGAUGAGGAUUGGAAAGCAAAGCUCUCUGACUUUGGUUUGGCUCGUUUAGGUCCAUCUGAAGGACUAACUCAUGUUUCUACUGACGUUGUAGGUACAAUGGGAUAUGCAGCUCCUGAGUAUAUUCAAACAGGUCGUCUAACAUCUAAAAGCGAUGUGUGGGGUUAUGGAGUGUUCAUCUAUGAGCUUAUCACAGGGAGGAGACCAGUAGACAGGAACAAACCUAAGGGAGAGCAAAAGCUUCUAGAAUGGGUGAGACCUUAUCUAUCAGACACAAGGAAGUUCAAGCUGAUAUUAGACCCGAGGCUGGAAGGGAAGUACCCUCUGAAACCAGUUCAGAAGCUAGCAGUUGUAGCCAACAGGUGUCUGGUUAGGAACCCAAAGGCACGUCCCAAGAUGAGUGAAGUGUUGGAGAUGGUGAACAAGAUUGUGGAAGCGCCUUCAGGGAGUAGUGAUGCGCCACAGCUAGUUCCUUUGAAGAGUCUAGAGACUUCUAGAGACGCCGGAGGAGGGAAAAAGAAGAGGGGUUUGGAGAACGGUGGUGGUGAAGGAGGUUGGUUUGGUAAGUUAUGGAACCCAAAGACAGUAAGAGCUUGUUGAUUGGUUACUUCUUGUUACAAAAAAAAGAAAAGAUGGAGAUUGAAAAGCUUUUGAAGAUAUGGGUGAGAUGAGAUCAAUAUCAAAGAUUCAGCUCAUAUUAGAUAUUUAUAAAUGAAGAUUGUGAGAUGUGCUAAUGUUAUAUUUGAUGUUUGUGUGAUUGUAAUUGUAAACCACAGCUGAGUUAUGAAGAUGUGUAUAUAAGCUUAUCAUGAGUUUUGUUACAAAGCUGAUCAGCAGUCACCACAAGAAUACUUGACUUGUACUUGCGUGUGUAAUUGAGUUUGAAUUAAAAAUACCUAUUAA
This is a messenger RNA of Raphanus sativus (radish), 2016 nucleotides long. Its product is annotated as serine/threonine-protein kinase PCRK1. Gene Ontology annotation, biological process: protein phosphorylation. NCBI's taxonomy places the organism in Eukaryota, Viridiplantae, Streptophyta, Magnoliopsida, Brassicales, Brassicaceae. Gene Ontology annotation, molecular function: protein kinase activity; ATP binding. The coding region runs from base 307 to 1713 and encodes 468 amino acids. The transcript is spliced from 4 exons. The record is from RefSeq and is a predicted model, not a curated record.